AUGAUAUUUGGUUCCGUGAAAGUAAUACCAAAUAUUUAUAUUGUUCGUGGAUUAAGUAAUGAAAAGAAAAAAAUAAGGUCAACUCUAAAUUAUAUGAUAGCACUUGGUGUUAUGACUGUGGGAUUAAGUUAUGCGGCAGUACCAUUGUAUAGGAUAUUUUGUCAGGCAUACAGUUACGGAGGUACAACAGGACAAGCAGAGGCAGCCGUGGCUGUCAGUAAUAUGAAAACUGUAAAGGAGCGACCAAUCAAAGUGCGUUUCAAUGCCGAUGUAGCUUCGUCCAUGCAGUGGAAUUUUAAACCACAACAAGGAGAUAUCACGGUGCUCCCCGGAGAGACAGCGCUAGCUUUCUACACUGCGCGCAACCCGACCGACAAGCCGGUUAUAGGCAUCAGCACGUACAACGUGAUCCCGUUCGAGGCCGGCCAGUACUUCAACAAGAUCCAGUGCUUCUGCUUCGAGGAGCAGAUGCUUAACCCGCGUGAACAGGUGGACAUGCCGGUCUUCUUCUACAUAGAUCCCGAGUUCACGGAGGAUCCGAAAAUGGAGUACGUGGAUGAGAUAGUGCUAUCUUAUACGUUCUUUGAGGCCAAGGAGGGUCUGAAGCUGCCGGUGCCGUCCUACGUGAAAUGA
This is a messenger RNA of Parnassius apollo (apollo), 633 nucleotides long. Lineage: Eukaryota; Metazoa; Arthropoda; Insecta; Lepidoptera; Papilionidae. The record is from the annotation of a GenBank genome assembly.